This is a messenger RNA of Trachymyrmex septentrionalis, 2275 nucleotides long. Its product is annotated as zinc finger protein 76-like. Bases 110 to 1615 code for a protein of 501 amino acids. The transcript is spliced from 9 exons. Gene Ontology annotation, biological process: regulation of transcription by RNA polymerase II. Gene Ontology annotation, molecular function: RNA polymerase II cis-regulatory region sequence-specific DNA binding; DNA-binding transcription factor activity, RNA polymerase II-specific. Lineage: Eukaryota; Metazoa; Arthropoda; Insecta; Hymenoptera; Formicidae. The record is from RefSeq and is a predicted model, not a curated record. Gene Ontology annotation, cellular component: nucleus.
GCGUGCUUGGCGUACGGGGAACCGGCGAAAAUUCAAUUCACCGCGUGCGAACGAGCGUGCGGAUUGCGUCGCACUAUGUUCAAUUACUGGGUCAUAAUUGUAGGGGAUUAUGUCGGAGCAAAGUGCGGAUUCUCCGAACUGCACCGCGAAUCAGGAAGAGGAAGAGGAAGAAGAGAUGAUCUUGCAAGAAUCUGAGGCUAAUCCUGUAGAUAUUCUAGAAUGUUUGUCAGUUAUGAUCAACGAUAGCACUGGAAAGGACACUAGCCAGGUGCAGGAGCUUAUAUUGGACGACCAGUUGCUUGGUACAAUGGUGACUACAAUUACAUUGCCUGAUGGAACUCAAGCUUUUGUUACGAAUAAUCUUGGUGACAUUGAUCCAGAUUUCAAGACACAAACACUGCAAACACUUGAAAAUGGAGAUACUAUUUUGCUAAGAGAUUUGUCGGAAUUUGGCGAUGGAAAAGCUCUCCAACUGGAAUUAGACCCAGCUACAUUUGUACAAGCUGAAGACACUGCCACUGAAAAUGUAGAAAAUACAUAUUCACAAGUAGAAUUUAUCAAUGGCACUGCGUAUAUGGUGGCUGGCCAUGUGGAUGUAGAUGAAAAUUUAUGGGAAAUUGAAGACGGAAAGUUAAAGAAAAAAGAUCCCAAGAUUUUAAUCAACAAAAUAUCCGAUGUAAAAGUUAGGUAUCCUUGUCCUAGGGAAGGAUGUUCAAAGGUUUACAGCACACCCCAUCAUCUUAAGGUCCACGAACGUUCGCAUACUGGUCAGAGACCAUACAGAUGUACUCAUCCAAAGUGCAAAAAGAGCUUUUCAACCGGCUACAGUCUGAAAGCGCAUUUACGGACGCAUACGGGCGAGAAACCGUACAAAUGCACGAAUGGAACGUGUAACAAAAGCUUCAAAACGUCGGGUGAUUUGUUAAAACACGUGAGAACUCACACGGGAGAACGUCCCUUCGUAUGUCCAUUUAAUGGUUGUGGCCGAUCGUUUACUACAAGUAAUAUUAGGAAGGUUCAUGUAAGGACGCACACUGGCGAGCGACCGUAUAAAUGUACGCAACCGACAUGUGGUAAAGCGUUUGCUAGUGCGACAAACUACAAGAAUCACAUACGCAUACAUUCAGGUGAAAAGCCCUACGUUUGUUCCAUAGAAAACUGUGGUAGAAGGUUUACCGAAUAUUCUAGUCUAUAUAAACAUCAUCUUGUACAUACACCACAACGACCAUUUGAAUGCACACUAUGCUCCAGGAAAUAUCGUCAGAGUAGCACAUUGGUGAUGCACAAGAGAACAGUUCAUGCCUUGGUCGACAGUGACGAUGGUGCCGAUACAUUUUUGCAAGACUCUCUUGAAUCCUCUAGUCAAAAUAAAAACAAAAAGAAGACCGUAAAAGAAAACCAUAAGCUGCUAGCAAAAGACAAACAGAUCCAGAUUUCUAAAAUAAUCAAUGACGCGAACGAGAAAGAACCACAAAUUUUGUUGGUAGGCGAUCCUUCGCAAAUCGCUGCAUUACAGAAGAUUGAUUUGGACGAAAGUUUUGAUGAUCCUGGCAUUGAUACGACAUUCGAAGGAUUAAAUAUAAAAAUCGAAGAUAUAGAAUUUGGAUGGAACUAAUGCACGGAGAAAGGAAUGCGAUUUGCAUGUGAGAAAAGUCUUAAGCAUUAAAUAUUAAUCUUGUUAACAUUCAUUCAUAGAUGUGCUAAUAUCAGAGCGAAAUCAAAUAAGUAAAUGGAAAUUAAAAAUAGUGUCAAACGAUGUUUGACCACAUAAUGAUGCGGUAACACGAUACGAGCUGAGAUUUAAGUUUCUUAUCAGUUUCAUAAAUUCAUCAGAUAUAUAUAGUAUUAGAAAUAUACAGUAACACACAUCAAUGAUUUUUUAUAAUAAUGAAUAAUGAUUGAUAUACGAUUUAUAUGAUCAUUGACGUAAAGUGAUAAUUAAUUUAACGUGAUGGAUUAAAUAUCUAAUGCAAAUAUGUAUGCUAAGAUAUACUGAAAAGGAUUUUAAGAAAAUGUGUAGUAUUUCUCGCGCCGAAUCUAGUGAUCUCCGAUCAAAUGAGUGGAGUCAUACUGUAAACGUAAACGUGUAAGGUAAGAUUUAUUUCAAAAAUAUAUACAGGAGAGAUCAAUAUUUACACAAUAUGUGAUUACGUUCUUGAACUAAAGGCAGUGCCUUACCUGAAAGUGUGAGUGUAAAAGAAAAUAUAUGUACUAUAUCAUAUUUUGUCCAUCUAUAGUUAUCGAGUGUGUAUGUAAUAUUUUUAUGUAACAAUUU